This is a messenger RNA of Paramecium tetraurelia, 1722 nucleotides long. RefSeq lists its product as uncharacterized. NCBI's taxonomy places the organism in Eukaryota, Ciliophora, Oligohymenophorea, Peniculida, Parameciidae. The transcript is spliced from 2 exons. Gene Ontology annotation, molecular function: protein binding. The record is from RefSeq and is a predicted model, not a curated record.
AUGUAAUCCAAAGACUUUUAAUUGUAAUUAGAUUUUUAAGCUUUAAGAGAAUCAUAAAUACAACUGGACAAUAUUAUUGAUCAAAUUUAAAAAUAAAAACAAUCACAAUCCUUAAAAUUAAAUUAACUUUCAUCAUCCAAUUUCGAAUUCACUUAAACCUUAUAGUAAUUUGCUAUUUCCAAUUCCCCCAUCAAAGACACUGAUAAUAAUAGUAAAUUACCCAAUUCAAAGGAUUCUGAAUAAGAGAAGCUGAAAAUUUAGAAGGCUGAUGAUUUGAAAAAGAAAGGGAACAAUUACUAUUGUAAUGCUAAUUAUUAAUAAGCCAUCCUCAUGUAUACUGAGGCUCUGCAAUUGAUUUAAGAUAAUGUGGUCUUAUGGCUCAAUAGAGCUAUCUCAUAUAUCAAAUUAAAUUAAUUUCAUCAAGCAAUUGAAGAUUGUUCAAAAGUAUUGGAAAUUGCUAAUUAAGGGAAGGAUGCCUUGAAGGCCAAUAGUGAUAACUGUUUUAAAGCAUACUUAAGAAGAGCAUUUGCAUACUUUAAGGUGAAUUAAUUUGCUCUCGCUCUAUCCGAUAUUGAGUAGGCCUUGAUUAUUGAUCCAAAGAGUUUAGAAGCUGAGAAGUUGAAAAUGGAUGUUGAAAGAUAAUGUGUACAAAAAUAGAAGAGUUAAUAAGAGAUCAAUAAUGUUACUCCCAAGAAAAAGAUUGUUGAUUCAGAAUUGAAUUAUUAGGACGUUAUUGACAACUUCUUUUAACAAAAAGACAACUUUGAUCUCUUUCGAGCAUUAUAAGUGAUGUAGAAGAAUACUGAUGAAGCAGCUGCCUAUUUCUAUGAUAAGAAGGGAAUUGAAACUUUAAUAUAAAUAAUUUAAUCGGAUGAAGAAGUCUAACAUGAUUAAUACAACUUGAUGGCUAGUCUCCCAGCAAUGAUCUUAUAAUGCUAUUAAGAAAACAACUAGUUAUACUAAGAGUAAUUCAUAAGAAAAUACAAUGGAGUUGAUCUCUUGAUUCAGAAAAUAAUCAGCUUGCUAGAUAAGGCCAAUAAUAAAAAGAAUUCAGCAAUUUACGAUUGCAUCAAAGAUUAUAUUGAUGCUUUAAAUAUUAUGACAGAUAACAAAAUAAGGAAUCUUAUUUAAUCAAAUCCAAAUUUUGAAACCAAAUUUUAUUCUUAAAUAUUCUGUCCAAUCCUAAGUCUACAUCAAACUGAAAUCGAACUAACAACCUCAUUAUUAAGUUUAAGUGCCAACCUAUGUUUUGAUGUAAAUAGUUCCAUUAGAAUUGUAUUUUAUAACAAAUUUGAUGAUAUGAUAAUUGCAGUGAUUCAAAUUUUAGAAAAUGCUAAAUUGAGUCUCUCCUCAUGUAAUUUACUAGUAUAAUUGUUUAAUUAUUUGUCAAACUUGUUAAUUGAAGAGUAAUUUAGACAAAAAUUUCUGAGCCAAGACUUCAAUAAAGAAUUUUUUAAAUAGUUUUUCGAUAUUUUAAAAAAACUUGAUUUGCAUUUUAAAGAACUGUUAUAAAUUUAAUUAGGCUUUCUAAUUAAUCUUUUGUAUCAAAAUGAGAUAAUCCAUUCCGAGUAUCUGAUAUUUGAAUUGAGAACUCUGCCUAGCUUAUUUGCAUAAUUUAGUCUAUCUAAAGAUGCGAUAAUUUUGGAAAGAAUAGAAAUUCUUCAAUCCUUUUUAUAGAUUCGAAAAUAUUAUUUAUUUAAUUAGAAAACCAAAAGCAAUUGA